Solanum stenotomum is the source of this 726-nucleotide messenger RNA. RefSeq lists its product as uncharacterized. The transcript has a single exon. Bases 1 to 726 code for a protein of 241 amino acids. The record is from RefSeq and is a predicted model, not a curated record. NCBI's taxonomy places the organism in Eukaryota, Viridiplantae, Streptophyta, Magnoliopsida, Solanales, Solanaceae.
AUGUCAAAUCUUUCUAAACUUGAAUUUCUUGCUUUAGACAUAUCGGAAAAAGGCUAUCUAUCAUGGGUACUUGAUGUAGAAAUUCAUCUUGAUGCGAUGGAUCUGGCAGACACCAUCCAAGAAAAAAAUCAAGCAUCGAAUCAAAACCGUGCUAAGGCAAUGAUAUUUCUCCGUCAUCACCUUGACGAGGGUUUAAAAAUGGAAUAUCUCACUGUUAAAGAUCUUUUGGUGUUGUGGACUAAUUUAAAAGAUAGAUAUGACCACCUGAAGUUGGUCGUCCUUCCACAAGCACGUUAUGACUGGAUCCAUUUGAGGCUUCAAGAUUUUAAAUCUAUUAGUGAGUAUAACUCUUUCAUGUUUAAAAUCAUCUCACAAUUAAAAUUAUGCGGAGAAAAUAUCAGUGACCAUGAUAUGUUGGAGAAAACAUUUUCCACUAUCCCUGCCUCGAGUAUGCUCUUGCAGCAGCAAUACCGAGAAAUGGGAUUUAAAAAAUAUUCAGAAUUAAUUUCACAUCUCCUUGUUGAUGAACAACAUAAUGACUUACUAAUGAAAAAUCAUGAAAGUCGACCUACUGGUUCUAUGCCAUUUCCUGAAGUAAAUACGACAAAUUUUCACCAAUCUAAGCGUGGAAAAGGUUGUGGCCCCAGUCGUGGCCUUGGCCGUGGUCGAGGAAGAAAUCUCAAUCAUGGUGAUCGUCUUGCACUAAAUAAUAACCUUCACCACUAG